Vitrella brassicaformis is the source of this 3485-nucleotide messenger RNA. NCBI's taxonomy places the organism in Eukaryota, Vitrellaceae. The record is from the annotation of a GenBank genome assembly.
CUUCGUGGCAUCGCCGACACACCUUUCGUCCAACACAGGCGAGCAACCCCUACAUACCCAUCCAUUAUCAGAUCUUCUUCCGUUUCCGCCUGCCUGUCUGUCGACCGAUGUUGCCUCGUCAUAGCCGGCACGCCCUCUCAUGAGAUCCCUGCGUUGUUCCUGUCAAUGGACGCCCUUGACCAGCCUCCCCCGCCCUCCCUUCCCCCGGUCGGUCCAUGCCGUCUUGUUGCGUCGACUCUGCUGAUCUUUCUGCUCACCCUUGUGGCGUUUUUCCGCAGCACCGGAUCAGCACUCAUAUGCCUCAUCAACGGUCCCAGGGGCGGCGGGCGACUCAGGCUCAAGGACCUGCAGCCGAGGGGGAGCGCACGGAGGCCUCCUGCCGCGCAGCCGUGCAAGCCGCCAUCGUCUGUGGCUCUCAGCUCGUCGUCGUUGCUUGCGCCACCGAGACCUGUAAGACGGCUGCCUCCAGAUCUGGAUGGAGAUGGCGGUGAUGAUGGCCAUGUUGCGGCUCUCCUGCCCCGUGACGUCCUCAAGGCCCAGGACGUCGUGACAGUUAUUGACGAGUUCUUCGCGACCAGCGUGGCUGAGGACAAGACGGGCAGCGACGGCUUGUCGAUGGUGCAGGGCCCGAUCAUCGAGCUUAUGAAUGGCGUGCCCAGCAUCCGGCGGCCAGUGGAUCUGUCAGGGAGCUCCCCACCAUUAGCCCCCGAGACCCUUCAGGACACCAUUAAGAGGCGGCGGCGGCAGCUCAGUGCCAAGAGGGCGAGGAAGGCGGCAGCGGGCAUCCCCGUUCGCAUCUAUCGCUUCCGCUCGUCGUCGAGGAAGCCAUUCCGGCCCAUGACAGAGAAACUGCCCCUUGCCCUCAUGAGCUUUUCAACCGCCCCCCUGCCCGCCCUCCUCUUUCCCCCUGCAGCCCCCAGCCCUCUUGCCAACGAUGAGGACCAUCCCUUAGACAGCCAUGGGCCACAGAGCCACAGCGUCCCUGAUGUUUCAUUGGUGCUGAAUGCCACCGAGCCGCAGCCAGCGACGCCGAGUGGUUCCGAGCUCUCUCUCGCGUUGCAGAGCUUCGCCACGUCCCGUGACGGGUCGGUCGAUGCGGCCGCUGUGAGCGCUCUGCAGCCCCUGACGAACCAGACGGCUGAUGAGGGCCCGCCGGUGGUGCAACGCAAGACAGGCAGACCGCGGAAGACCCGGCCUCGAGCUGGUGCGGCCAAACGCCGGCCCUCCAGACGAAGGAAAGAGGCGCAUGACGAGGGGCUGAUGGGCGAGGAAGACGACGUGGGGACAGACGUUGAUGAGGUCGACGAGGGGGAGUGGGUGCUCGACACGGGCAGCCUGCCGCUGCCCGAGGAGUCUCCGCGUCGGUUCUUCAGGCGCAGCAACGAGUACUACCAGCAGUCCAACAGGGAUUACGUGGAUGAGCUGCAGCCCAUGCUGCGAUUCGAACGGCGGCUGGUGGCCAUGGAAAGCGAGCUGCUGCGGCCGCCCACGUUGGACGAGGUGCUGGCGGCGGAGGGCAUCGAGAGGGAGGAAUUCGAACGCAUGAAGGGCAGAUUCAACGAGGCAGAGGUGAGAGGGUCGAGGGUGGAGGGUUGAGGAACACGGGAGGGAGGCGGGACACAUGUUUGUCUGUGUCUGUUGGCGUCAGGUUGGUCUUCCUUUGAACAACAUGGGUCUGCUUCUCAACGAGGCCUCGAGGGUCCUUGUGACUUCUCGCGACGGUCAGUCAGUGCAGUGAGCACAUCCAUCAACUCAACAGAUAGACAAGCGACACACGCCACGCUCGCCAUGCCAUGCACCCAUCCCAUCGACCCUCAUGUGUUUGGCUGGUGUUUGUGUGCCGUGUCGUGGGCGCAUUGCUUGAUUUGAUGCAGACACGGUUUUGUGGGACCUGGCCCAUUUUGGGUUGGAUACUUUGCGUGAGGCAGCGCGUCGGUUUGACCCUGACCGCAACACCACCUACAUGACCUACGCCUUCUACGACAUGAAGAAGGCCAUGCUCAGGGGCGGACAGGAGCUAUUCUGCAAAGUCACACUCAGCGCCCAGGGCUGGAAUAGCCUCCUCAAGGUGACCGCAGUCACCGCCACCCCGCACUCCCGCCCGCACAAUUCAUUGCCGACAUCAACACAGACACUUGGUGAUUUCGGUCGUUGCCUCUCUCUUACGUGUGUGUGUGCAGCUGAAUCGUGCCCGCAAGCGCCUGUCUGCGAGCCUGGGCCGCGAGCCGACUCCCCAUGAGCUGAGUGAGGCGACCGACCUGUCCCUCACGGUCAUCUCACGCCUCGCCAAGCUGAAUGAUGCGGCGCUGGCGUCGUCCACCCUGGUGCAGCAGUACCACGACCGUGACGACUCGUACCUCACCCGCCUGGACCAGAAGAUAGCCUCGCUGCAGGCCGGGAACACCCCAGUGAGAUCCCGCAGCGACCCACUUUCUGAGGACACUAUGGUUGAUAGUAGCGACUGGUGGCGGGAGGGGGGCGGGGGAUGGGGCGACCGGUCGUCGCGCCUCCUUGGUGAGGCCAUCGAGCGUCGGAGGGAGGCGGAUGAGGAAAGAGUGGCCACGGAGACCCGGGCCAACAUCACACACUGUUGCAAGCUCCUACUCGGUGACGAACUGGCCAAAGUCAUGGUCCUCCGGUAAGUCAGGACAAGGCACGCAUACACACACAGACAGCACCUUCCACAUCCAUGCCUUUCUCGUGUCGUGUGUGUCGGCUUGUAGGUGGGGUUUCGACCAGGGGCUGCCCCGUCUGUUGCGCGAGGUUGGCGUGCUGUGCCACCGGAGCAAGGAGUGGUGCCGCCAAACUGUCGAGGAAGCCUUCGCCAUCAUUGAUGGCCGCCGCCUGCCGCACGGCGUCGACUCGCGGCACGACCUGACCCCCGAGAUGUGGAAGGCGCGGGAGUACCUCAACUCCCUCGGAUGGUUCAACCAAGCCAGUCUGCGGGAGAUCGUCGAGAGGACACGGGGGAAGACCGGCACGCCUGGCGGGUGCUGGAACAGGGAACGAGGGAGCAUCAAGAGGGAGGAUGCUGCUGACGGCGGUGGUGGUGCCCAAGGCCCUCCUGUGAUAGAUGUGUGGAGGGGCAUUGGCCUGGAGGCUGUGGGAUCGGACAAGGAUGGAGAUGGGGGCGGGGAGAAGAGGAAAGGGUCGCAGAGGCAGAAGAAAGAUGCGCCGGGCGAGGCGGUGCUGUCACUAGACAAGCUGCUCGCUUGAUGUACAGGCAGGCAUAUGGUCUGCCUGUCUGUCUGUCUGUCUGAGUGAGCGAGUGCGGAUUUUCGGCACGAUUGCAUGGGUAGAGGCGAGGAGGGGGACCCAGUCCUUCCCCCUCCUCUAGGAGUGAUGAUAGGGGCGGUGUGAGGGUCAAUGUGGUCUGAGAAUGCAGCGCUGAGACAGACGUGUAUUUAAGACCUACACCUGCAGUCAGAUGGAUGGAUGAGACAGACUUGACUUGACAUCCUCCAGAUGAAUGAAUUGGAAAGACA